AUGGACACGACGGAUCAUCACGACAGUGCACUGGGGAUGAGGGGACCCUACGACGACGACAUCGACAUCGGCUGGGUCGAACGACGGUUGAAUGAAAGGGCGGGCUCGCGAAGCAGCAGACUCUCAGCGUACUUUGAAGGAGUGAUGGAAUUCGUCGAACCACCACCAACAAUAUCUCGAUCACCAACUCCGGAACCUCGUCACCAAGCAGCAUGGCAGGCCUCACCGCGGUAUUCUCACAGUGUCCGACCGUUGCUGGAUCAUUCUUUUCAGCGAAGAUCCAGCGGCAAAGGCAUUCCCCGAAUCCCUUCUCGUCGCUCCACGUUGGAAUCCGACUCUGAUAGUGCAACUGGACUUCCACCACGUCGAAGGAGACGAUAUGUAACCCCGAAUCCUGCGCACAAACACGGCUAUUCCCAUACCACACGAAUCAUAAAGCGAUAUAUUAGGCCAUCGAGACCCAACACGACAUCUUCCAAGAUUUCCAGCGCACAUAAGAUGGAGACACGAUCGAAGAGUCGCGUUGUCCGGCGAACUGGCCACUCGACACAUACGAAAACAACAUUCCAGAGGCAGAAGGCACCAUGA
Molecule: messenger RNA, 588 nt
Organism: Glarea lozoyensis ATCC 20868
Lineage: Eukaryota; Fungi; Ascomycota; Leotiomycetes; Helotiales; Helotiaceae
Exons: 2
Coding region: 1-588 (195 amino acids)
Source: RefSeq, a predicted model, not a curated record